Messenger RNA from Nilaparvata lugens (brown planthopper), 1780 nucleotides. Its product is annotated as GATA zinc finger domain-containing protein 14. The coding region runs from base 50 to 1540 and encodes 496 amino acids. Lineage: Eukaryota; Metazoa; Arthropoda; Insecta; Hemiptera; Delphacidae. The transcript has 3 exons. The record is from RefSeq and is a predicted model, not a curated record.
GAGCUGAGCACAGACAGAAAAUUGUACUUCUCCGAAGAACUCUCUCAUCAUGCAGUACUCUUUGGUCUUCUUGGCUCUUGUUGGCUUGUCUGCUGCUGCUGUUCAGCAACAGCACAACAACAACAACAACAAUGUUUUCAACAACGAGAAGGAUGGAGUAAGCUUCUACUACAACCCAUUCUACAACAGGAACUACAACCCAUACAACUACGAGGGCAACUUCCCCUACUACAACAACCAGAACAACUACCCUUACAACUACUACAACAACCAGAACAACUACCCUUACAACUACUACAACAACCAGAACAACUACCCAUACAACUACUACAACAACCAGAACAACUACCCAUACAACUACUACAACAACCAGAACAACUACCCAUACAGCAAGAACUUCAACAACCAGAAUGAAGUCAACCAGCACCAGAACUAUGUGAACAACCAGUUCAACCAUCAGAACCAGAACAACCAGUUCACCAACCAGGUCCAGAACAACAACCAGUUCAACCACCAGAACCAGAACAACCAGUUCAACCACCAGAACCAGAACAACCAGUUCACCAACCAGGUCCAGAACAACAACCAGUUCAACCACCAGAACCAGAACAACCAGUUCAACCACCAGAACCAGAACAACCAGUUCACCAACCAGGUCCAGAACAACCAGUUCAACCAACAGAACCAGAACAACCAGUUCAACCACCAGAACCAGAACAACCAGUUCACCAACCAGGUCCAGAACAACAACCAGUUCAACCACCAGAACCAGGAGAACAACAACCAGUUCACCAACCAGGUUCAGAACAACAACCAGGUCCAGAACAACAACCAGUUCACCAACCAGGUUCAGAACAACCAGUUCAACCACCAGAACCAGGAGAACAACAACCAGAACCAGAACACCCAGAACCAGAACAACCAGAACCAGAACAACAACCAGAACCAGAACAACCAGAACCAGAACAACAACCAGAUCCAGAACAACCAGUUCAACCACCAGAACCAGAACCAGCAAGUUGAAGAGACUACUGAGGUACUGAUCGCUGGUCACAAGGACAACCACUACUACAACCAGAACCAAUACAGAAACUACAACCCAUACAACAACUACUACCCAUACAACAAGAACUACAACCAGAACAACUACCCAUUCAACAACUACAACAACCAGAACAACUACCCAUACAACUACAACAACCAGAACAACUACCCAUACAACAGGAACUACAACAACGUGAACAACUACCCAUACAACAAGAACUACAACCAGAACAACUACCCAUUCAACUACAACAACCAGAACAACUACCCAUUCAACUACAACAACCAGAACAACUACCCAUUCAACUACAACAACCAGAACAACUACCCAUACAACUACAACAACCAGAACAACUACCCAUACAACAGGAACUACAACAACUACUACCCAUACAACAAGAACUACAACAACCAGAACAACUACCCAUUCAACUACUACAACAACCAGAACAACUACCCAUACAACACCGUCAACAACCAGAACAACAACUUGUAAACUCAUAUCUGUUUCAACAGCAAAGUCAAGCAGAUAAUGAAAUCAACAAAACUUUAAUGCAUCACACUCUAUUCUAUACUAACUAUUAUCAGCAUGGAAUUUCACUCACUGAUAUAUUGAUAUAUGAAAUCUAAUGUUCUCUCAAUAACUGUAAAGUGAUAUUCUCGAUAUGUGACUCAAUUAAAUUGAGAUGAAUUAUGAAAUUGGUCAAGAAAAUAAUAAAUUAAAGUUUUGUAAGAA